ACAUCGUUCAAUGUUCUUGUUGGCCAAUGCACAUUUCUCUCAGUAAUUGAAUCGUAGAUGUGAUCUAAAUUGUCCUUUAACCCAUGUCUUGAUCUGGAAUUUAGAUAUAAUCUUUUGAUACGAACCCUGUGCCGUGUAACAUCUGUAUUCCAUAUAUGGACCUUGAAAACAAGAUGAUAUUCGAGAGAGUAAAAGAUCUCGACUAUUCUAGACUAUCUAAGACUAAGUAAGAGCCUUGGACUUGGUAUGGUGAUGGUAUCUUAGUUUAGUUUCUCUGUCAAAAUAAUUUGGACCUCAUCACGUUCACGCCCUGCUGACCUGAAUAGUGGAUGUUGACGCGGCUAAUGUUAUCAUUUAUAACUAGAUCUAGAUAGACUUAUCACUAUUAUUGUCCCAGUAUUCUAUAUCUAACCUAGAGUCUAGCUUAUUCACAAGAGUAAAUAGUGCUGUGGUGGUCUCGCAGCUCAAUCCUCUGUUGUUGUGUCCACAUAACAUUGUGUGUCAAGUUGGCUUCCCAAAAAUGUAGCCUAAUUUAAAUGUCAAAAUCUUGACACAUUCACCGUCAGUGUGAGCCACCUCUUCCACUUGGUAGAUCUAACUGAUUUGCUUCUGAAUCGUUGAUUGUUCAAGAUCCCACCAAGUGAACAAAGCCAAAGCAAAACCACUUUUUUGGAGCAGACAAAAACAAAGUCCAACAAGAACUAUCAAGGCAUGAACCUUGCAAAAAUAACGUCUACCGUUGGCUUGAACAUCGGAAAGAUUGAUGUUGGGACGUCGAGACUCAACUUCUGGGAUCUGGGAGGUCAGGAAGAGCUGCAGUCCCUCUGGGAUAAGUAUUAUGUGGAGUCACAUGCUGUGAUUUUUAUAGUCGACUCCUCCGACAGAGACAGAAUAGAAGAAUCAAGAGAUGCUUUUGAGAAAAUGGUCAUGAACGAUAAUCUGGCUGGUGUACCUCUUAUGCUGCUGGCAAAUAAACAAGAUCUUGACGGCUGUUUGAAAGUGACUGAAGUGAAGACGAUAUUCAACUCUCCCUUGCAGUGUAUGGGUCAGAGGGAGUCAUGGGUACAGGCAGUCUCAGCACUCAGAGGGGAUGGUGUCCAGGAAGGCAUCGACUGGCUCGUUGAAGCAAUCAAAAGGAACAGCUCAGCACGCCCUCCACAGCAGAAGGAGAUUACGUGACGAGAGCAGAGGUUUUUAGACAUUCCGAUGAGUCCUAUUUAUGCUGUUACCAAGGUGGAAGUUUAUUGUAGUGAAGACUAUGAUAUAGUAUUCUUUUUGGAAUGUUGCAUGGCUUCAGAAUGGCUGGAGAGGUCAUCAUGUGUUGAGAGUUAGAGCAAUUUGAGGUAAAUAAAACAGAGGUUUUUAGGUGUUUUGAUGAAUUUUAAUAAUGUUAAUGCUGAGAGGGAAGUCUGUAUUUGGAGAGGCUGUGACACUGUUCUUGGAUUGCUGCUCAACUCUUAGCAACCUGAAGAGGUCAUUGUUUUUAACUUGGUAGAGCAAGUUACAUGUGGGGUAUUGACUUUUUGAGGUUCAGGUGAGCGACUGGUAUGAGUGAUGAAGGAAUUCGAGUCAAUCUGAAUUUUGUUGUCUUUUUUUGUAUGUUUAUGUAUGAGAGAUGAGUGCCUAUCCUGGUUAAGUUAAAUUAUACACACAGUCAGACCUUGAUGGACAUGCCGACAUCUUCAGGAGUGGGUCGAGAUUUUUUUUAGUGUGAAAUAUUCUAAGGCAAUGGAGUUUAUGAUUUGAGCUUUACUAGUAUCUGUACCUCAAAUGUAACUGUGUGGAGAAACUCUCAAGGAAUGUUAUGGGAUGUCUCUUACAGGUUAACUCUCAGUCAACCGGACAGAAUGCUCUUGGAGACAUUCUGACUGUACAUUCCAGUGCUGGUUUUCUGCUCUGCUGAAAAUGCAAUAAGGAUGAGCUGUUUCUUGAGACCGAAAAUCUUCAGGGUCUUAUUGAAGAAAAUAUCAGGCUUGCCAAUUGUCCAAAAUUCUCUGGGACUGACCUGGAUUUGUCAAUCGGGAAUUUGAGAGCUUUAUCACAUUCACUACAUUCAAACCAGUCCCACUCGGUGUAGUUUUUUUUUCUCCAUUGUUACGUAAUAUGAUGGUUUAACAUUAGAUGUCCCUGAUUGAGUUCUAAAAAACAUUGGCAAGCCUGAAACAUUAACAGAUGCACAAUUAGUCUAAUACAUACCUCUCUGAUUUGUAUGAAAGUUUGAACAUGAUAAUGAUAAAAUUGAAGUGAUUUUUCUUGAGAAAUAUAGAUUUUUUGGAUGAAUUGGAUUUGUUUUAAAACGUCAGUCAAGUUUAAUGGAAAUUUGGUAAAUAAAUUAUAAGCAGCAAAUAGCAAGGGUUGUCAUGUUGUUUGCCAUGUGUGAAUGCUCUUUUACUUUUUUGCUGUUUGUCCAUUUCUUGGGACCGGACAGUAUCAAAAGUGGCACAAAGCCUGAACUCCAGCAAAAUGUAAAGUCAGCUGUGUAUUGUAUCUGCUUUUUUUGCUCUUCAACAAUGGAGGUUGAAGUGAAAGUUCUGUAUCAAAACACAUGGUCACAUCAAGUUACUGUUUUUAAUAAUUGAUAAAUAUUAUUACAGUAUUUGUUUAUGGUCUCAGAGCAGUGAUAUUCUUACUGCCUUUUACUGACUUGCCUGUUUGUUCAAGAAAGAAAAAAAUAAGAUAGUCAAAAUUUAGAUAAUUGAGGAGUAAUCAAAUUGCAGCAUGUAUUAUUUCAUGUGAGAAUGCUUCCUUUCAGUAAAUGCUUUGAAGACAAUAGUGAUAGGUUUUUAAAAUUUACUUUCGCCUAAUUAUUUUUGUGUGUAGUAUAUAUUUUUAACCUACCUAAAUGAAAUGACCAUUAUUGUGUCAGUAUGCUUCUUUUCUCUUUUUUGCUUUGGACUUUGUUUAUUACCGCUUCACAUCAUCUCACUGAUACAGACCCACUGUUUUUCACCUCAUAAAAGUUGCCACUGCAGUGUAAACCAUAUUGCUGCUCUGUAAUGAGGACGCUUUCAUGAAGCAGCGAUUGUAUGUUAGUCCAAUAAAAUCAAGGCUUGUGGCUUCAAGUUUGGGGGCAGGGGACACAUGCAUUUACCAAAAUGCAUGGUCAAAAUGUAGGCAAAUGAAUUCUACAAAAUAUGCUGAUGGUGAAUCGAAAGUGUUAUAAAUUGAUAGGGACUGGAUAUUCCAAGGCUUUCAUUAGCUUGGUGUCAAAUAUCAGAGAAAGCAGAGCAGAGAAAAGCUGUAAAGUACUGUACCAUCAGAUCUUUUCUACACUCUCAUUGUUUUGCAGGAAAAAGCCACCCUUUUGGAUUUUAAGUCAAAGUUUUUAAGUUGGAAUUACGGUGAUGUCCACCUAACAGCAACCCCCUUAACGCUUUGUGCCCUAGCCCCCUGGGUGAACUUUUCCCCUUUGCCUGGGCUCCUGAGCCCAAUUCAGAAAAAA
Aplysia californica (California sea hare) is the source of this 3442-nucleotide messenger RNA. RefSeq names its product ADP-ribosylation factor-related protein 1. Gene Ontology annotation, cellular component: Golgi apparatus. Gene Ontology annotation, biological process: intracellular protein transport; Golgi to plasma membrane protein transport; protein localization to organelle. Gene Ontology annotation, molecular function: GTP binding; GTPase activity. The record is from RefSeq and is a predicted model, not a curated record. NCBI's taxonomy places the organism in Eukaryota, Metazoa, Mollusca, Gastropoda, Aplysiida, Aplysiidae.